This is a messenger RNA of Physella acuta, 1022 nucleotides long. RefSeq lists its product as uncharacterized. Lineage: Eukaryota; Metazoa; Mollusca; Gastropoda; Physidae. The record is from RefSeq and is a predicted model, not a curated record.
UCUCGGUAAAUAUGUGGUCUAGAUCUCUAGGUUAAGCGCAGCUAACUCCUUGAAAAGUUAAUAGAUUUCUAAAUUCUAGAUCUAGAUCUUCUAUAUUAAAAACUUAACAAUAACCUGUAUUCAUAAAUCUAAAUCUAGGCCUAAUGAAUAGAUCUAGACUAAUAAUAUUUUUGGUAAUCUAUCGUUUUACUGAUUAGUUUCUUAAUCAACUUGUUUGCAAACUGCUGGAUGUGUGUUUGGGCUGGGGUGAUAGGAUUAGAUAAUACGCUGUUGAUCAGAUUAUACAAAUAAUAAUGAGCUCCUGGUUAAAAGACUUAUUUAAACCAUGGGAUGGGAAAUUAGACCCGAAAGUUGCAGAGUUUUUUAAAGAAUUUCCACAACCAUACAGAGACAAAGUAAUUGAGAGAUAUAGCAAACGUGAAGGUCUUCAUCACUUUGAUUUUUUUAGGGAUAUGGAUAUGGAUAAUGAGAUGAGAUGUGCAAAGAAUGGAGUUUUUCUGGAAGAUCAACGUCGGUUAAAGGAAGAGCAAGAGGAAAGCUCAAGGCAAGCAUUGGAAAAAGAAAAAGAAAGAAGGCGACAAGAGCAGCUUCAGAGAGAAGUACCAGAAUGGGAGAAGAAUUUAUCACAAUAUAUACCACUGAAGCCUGAAGAUACAAUGACAAUGAAAUUGAAAGAUAGUUGUCUCCUUUCAUUGAUUGGCAUCUUUGCUUUAUGGUCAGUUACAGAUCAUAUAAGAUCGCGACCAAAAUGGAAAAUGUAUGUCAGAAUCACAUCUUGUAUUGGUUGCUUUUUCUUUGCAGAAGCAGUUGCAGUAUCUAGAUUGUUUUAUUGGGGAAGUUUUCGUGAACCUGUAGAUGGGAGUUAUCGGUUUUCUGCAAUAACAAAAAGAGAAUUUGAAGAACAGGUUCAGCAUAUUGAGGACUUUCUGGCUAAUCUUACUACAAAUAAGCCCAAAUGAUGAGCUGUUAAUUUGUGAAUUUCAUUUUUUUUGUAAUGUGAUAAUAAAGUUUCUAAUAGAAUU